This is a messenger RNA of Momordica charantia (bitter melon), 702 nucleotides long. RefSeq lists its product as uncharacterized. The record is from RefSeq and is a predicted model, not a curated record. NCBI's taxonomy places the organism in Eukaryota, Viridiplantae, Streptophyta, Magnoliopsida, Cucurbitales, Cucurbitaceae.
AUCUUCCUUCCCCUUCGUUUCAGUUCCCUCGCAGUCUCGAUUCUCCACUAUCAAAUUUCUAGUGUGGUGUGGUAGUUGAUCCUUUGAGUAUGUGGUUACAGAUUUCCGAUAAGAUGGCGAUAAGGAUGGCAUGGAGGCAGAUUUUCUCCAACAAUAGGUCAAUACUCCAACCAUACUCGGCGCCUUUAUAUGCUAGAUUCUUUUCUAAAUCCACCCCAUAUGUUGUGAAGGUCGGGAUACCAGAGUUUUUAAACGGUGUUGGGCAUGGGGUGGAGUCACAUGUGGCUAAACUUGAAUCAGAGAUUGGCGACUUCCAAAAGUUGCUUGUCACUCGCACACUUAAGCUGAAAGAACUUGGAAUCCCAUGCAAAGAUAGGAAGCUGAUAUUGAAGUAUAUUCACAAGUACAGGCUAGGACUAUGGAGGCCCCGAGCCGACUCCAUGAAGCCCUGAUGGUUUAACUAGAUUUACGAAGUGAAUGGAAUCGCUUGCUGAUCCUUGGACCUCAGUUUGUAAAACACUCUAGGACAAAUUUUCAGUUACUAAAUCUAGCGUAUCCUCAUUUUACAGUUUUGUAAUUGUUACUAUUCAUUUACUAACUGCAUACAUGUUUGGUUGGUUUAAGAUUAUGCAUGUAGCUUAAAUUUAAGUGAACUGAGAGUUCAAAUUUCAUAUCAACUGAAUGACAGGACGAAUUCAGGUA